AUGCGUCGUUAUGGGCCAGGUGGUGAAAAUGACAUUAUUCACGAGUCAUUCAUUAGUGACAGCGUCCUUAGAAAGACACUUUGUUUUGUCAAGGAGCUCAACCAGCAGAUCAUGUGCAAUCCAGAUUGGGAGAAGGAUCCCGAAGUUAGGGAUGCUCCGUUGGUUCAUGGAUUCAAAGCUGUUAUUAAUCACGAUUUGAAGCCGACCUACGUUGGUGCGUGCUCUCGUGGCGAUUUCGUUUAUGAAGAAGAAAGUCAAUUGACAGACGGAGCAAUUCAGCGAUGGAAAGCACAGGUGCGUCUGAUUUCACUAAAACGCUGCUGCUUUGGGGAGUCGACCCCAAUUGUGGGAUCCUUACUUGAAUUUUCAAAAACGAGACGAAUCAAUCAAUUGGGAAUUAUUUGUCACAAUCCCUCGACGGUUGAGAAGCUCAAACCCCAACUGAAAGCGUUGCUAGGCGAUGAGGUGAUUAUGGCUGCAGCAAUUCCUCGUUAUCUCGAAUUAGCGCCGCGCGAAGCUGGAAAGGCCCCAGCUGUUAGAAAGUUGUGUUCCCAGUUGGGCUAUCAACUUGAAAAUAUCGCGUAUCUCGGUGAUGGAGAGAAUGAUGAGGGCGCUAUGACCAUCUGCGGGCAUGCAAUCGCUAUGGGAAAUGCAAUUCAACGAGUCAAAGAUCGAGCAGAUGUUGUCACGAGAAGUAACGAUGAUGAUGGAUGGGCGAUUGCCGUUAAUGAAUUACUUGAUGCCAGAAGAAAGUAA
Molecule: messenger RNA, 756 nt
Organism: Condylostylus longicornis
Lineage: Eukaryota; Metazoa; Arthropoda; Insecta; Diptera; Dolichopodidae
Exons: 2
Coding region: 1-756 (251 amino acids)
Cellular component (GO): cytosol
Molecular function (GO): phosphatase activity; magnesium ion binding
Source: RefSeq, a predicted model, not a curated record